Oldenlandia corymbosa var. corymbosa is the source of this 2400-nucleotide messenger RNA. Lineage: Eukaryota; Viridiplantae; Streptophyta; Magnoliopsida; Gentianales; Rubiaceae. The record is from the annotation of a GenBank genome assembly.
UAGUACUAUUAUUUUGGUCCGAAUUGCAGGGCAACUGCCCCCACCCUAACGGCUAUUCCCUUUGACCUUUGUAGUAAACGUGAAAAAAAAAACACAUUGAAUGCCAAAAAUUCAGCAGCAGUACUAAAUACUACUAAUAUUAUUCCUGUACUUCAAGGUUUUGCCAACCACACCGACCUUAUCAUUCACUGUAAACUUUAUAGAUUAAUUCAAUGGCUGCAAUUGCAAAUCUUAGCCCACAUGCAAAUGUGACAGUUGUUGUAUAGUGGAAGCUGCACGGUGCCAAAGAAGAAGCAGAAGAUCAGAUUGUGUCAAAAAAAAGGAAAAAAAAAAGGUUGUAUCUUUUUAAACGUUAGCUAUAUUGUCAUUUGUGUUGGUUUUUUUUUACCUCAUAAUCAGGCACUGAAAACAGCGGUGUUUGUUUGAUUGUAGCCUAGUACUACUACAAAAGUGCAGUUGUUUUGCAGAAGUAUUAUUAGUUUUAAUUUCCUGACCCCCAAUCAUCAAAGGCACAAACUUCAAGGCAGAAGAAAAAAAAACUACAAUGGCUUUCUUCUCUUCUUCUUCUUCUACUAUGCUCUGCUUUUUUCUCCCUCUGUUCUUCCUUUUCCAUCUCUUCAUUUCCUCAUCAUCAUCCCCAAAUCCAAUUACAAUCCCUAUUUCUAUUUCCAACCCGAAUCCUGAUUCAGAUCUGUACCAACAGCUAUCCCAUUUGUCUUCCCAUUCCAAAGCCAGAGCCCACCAUUUAAAACAUCCGUACGCAAAUUCUUCUGCCAUUACCAGUACUCCUCUGUUGCCUCACAGCUAUGGAGGCUACUCAAUUUCCCUCAGUUUUGGCACCCCACCUCAAGUUUUGUCCCUUAUUAUGGAUACCGGCAGUGAUUUUGUGUGGUUCCCUUGUACAAAACGUUAUGCCUGCAAGAACUGUUCUUUUCCGGGGUCAAACGGGAUUGCUUCUUUCAGUCCUAAACAGUCAUCAUCGGUUAAGAUUGUGGGUUGUUUAAACCAAAAAUGUGGUUGGAUUCAUCCAGAUUUCGAUCCUAGUACGAGUUGCAGCGAGUGCCAAUCAGUGAAAUCGAGGAAUUGUACCAAAAUCUGCCCACCGUAUAUCAUCACAUAUGGUUCUGGCAGUACAGGGGGAAUUGGACUAAUUGAAACGCUUGAUUUGCCGGGGAAAAAAGUUGCAAACUUUCUCGUUGGUUGCUCGCUUUUUUCAUCAAGACAACCUGCCGGAAUUGCUGGAUUUGGUCGGGGAGUUGCCUCAUUGCCGAGCCAAUUAGGCAUCAAGAAGUUCUCUUAUUGUCUUCUUUCUCGCCGGUUUGAUGACAGCGGCGAAAGUUCUUCGUUAAUUUUGGAUGGUGAGUCCAAUUCCGGUAAAAAGACUGGAGAUUUCAGCUACACCCCUUUUGUUAAAAACCCAAUUGUGGCAGAUAGAAAAGCAUUUCAAGUGUAUUAUUAUCUGGGUUUGAAGAGAAUCAGUGUUGGAGGGAAGAAGAUUAAGAUUCCACACAAAUAUUUAGACAUUGAUUCGGAAGGAAAUGGAGGAACUAUAGUUGAUUCUGGGUCAACUUUUACUUUCAUGGCUUCCCCUGUUUUCGAACCUGUGGUUGCUGAAUUCACAAAGCAAGCGAGCCACUAUAAAAGAGCAGAAAAUAUCGAGUCUUUGACCGGAUUAAAGCCAUGUUUCAACAUUUCCGGCCAAAAAUCUGUGGAUUUGCCGGAGCUGAAGUUCCAUUUCAAGGGAGGAGCGGAAAUGAAAUUGCCAUUGGCCAACUAUUUCCUAAUUGCAGGUAAUUAUGAUGUGAUCUGCUUGACUAUGGUUUCAGACAACAGCUUUGGAACGGAUUUCAGCUCAGGUCCAUCGGUCAUUCUGGGAAGCUUUCAAAUGCAGAACUUUCAAGUUGAGUAUGAUUUGCAUAAUGAGAGAUUUGGGUUCAAACAACAGUCCUGCAAAUAAAUGAUACUACUAGGGAUGAUAUACAUUCAUCGUUCAUCAUUUUAUCAUUAGAAUUUCCUAGCAAUAAUUUGCUGUAGCAGUUUCUUCCUUUGAAGAAUCACAUUAAGGUUUUAGAUGAGAUUAUACUCCAUAAUACUACCACAAAUGUUGAAUUGGAAUGUGACAAAAGUCACCCCAUGUGCAACUGUAGGACAAAUUGGUAUUCUGUUUUUGACUUCCUGAUGUAGACAAGAUGCAAAGACAAAGGAGCUUGCUAGCUCACCCCCCACAGUUUGGCUUCAUCUUCACAUUGAUUAAUUGCUUGUAAUAAGAUAUUGAAUUAACAAUUUAUAUAUUCUUGUGGAAAUUUGUAUGCAUAUAGUAUUUAGUCAUUGCAAAAGAUGGACAAGGUUUUUAUUAGGUUUAGAACAUGAGUUGUUCUAAACUUCUAACUACAUAGAGAG